Messenger RNA from Populus euphratica (Euphrates poplar), 438 nucleotides. RefSeq names its product inositol transporter 4-like. The annotation marks the transcript as partial. Gene Ontology annotation, molecular function: myo-inositol:proton symporter activity. The record is from RefSeq and is a predicted model, not a curated record. Gene Ontology annotation, cellular component: membrane. NCBI's taxonomy places the organism in Eukaryota, Viridiplantae, Streptophyta, Magnoliopsida, Malpighiales, Salicaceae. The transcript has 3 exons. Gene Ontology annotation, biological process: myo-inositol transport; transmembrane transport.
AUAAGUGUUUAUUAUCUCCUUCUAUAAAAGUAGUAGUGUUCUUGAUAAAUCAAUGGUAAUUCACUAGGUCAAAACCCUUUUGAAAAACUGAAAAUUUUUCAUUAGUUUCUCUGCCCAGCAGGUUCAGUUUGCUCUGUAUACUCACUCAGAUAAGAGACUUUAAGGCGUGUGAAAAACUGAAGAAAUAAAAUAAUGGUGGAAGGAGGUGUUGUGAAAGCAGCGGACAAGACAGAAUUCACAGAAUGUUGGAAGGUAACAUGGAAGACUCCUUAUAUUAUGAGGCUUGCUUUCUCCGCUGGAAUUGGAGGUCUUCUUUUCGGCUACGAUACAGGGGUUAUUUCUGGUGCCUUGCUUUACAUUAAAGAGGAUUUUGAGGCAGUUGGCAGAAACACCUUUCUACAGGAAUUGAUUGUAAGUACUUGUGUUUUAGGAGCAAUU